Plasmodium gaboni is the source of this 6693-nucleotide messenger RNA. RefSeq names its product myosin D. The transcript has 4 exons. Gene Ontology annotation, cellular component: cytoplasm; myosin complex; vesicle. NCBI's taxonomy places the organism in Eukaryota, Apicomplexa, Aconoidasida, Haemosporida, Plasmodiidae. Gene Ontology annotation, molecular function: actin filament binding; microfilament motor activity; ATP binding. The coding region runs from base 1 to 6693 and encodes 2230 amino acids. The record is from RefSeq and is a predicted model, not a curated record. Gene Ontology annotation, biological process: actin filament organization; vesicle transport along actin filament.
AUGGCUUUUCUACAAUUUAAGAGCAAUGAAACGUUAUAUUUUUCCAACAUAUCAAAUGCUAAAGAUGAACAAUCCAAGGUAAUGAGUACUUCUCAUCCAAGUGAUGAUCGAAAUAAAAUUUUGAAAAAACCUAGAGAAGGAGGAGAUAUAUAUUCUGAUAUUUAUGUAUGGUAUUUUCUCAAGAAUGUAUACAAAAAAAUGGAAAUUUGUUCUUUUAAUAAAAUGGAUAAUACCUAUACAUUAAGAAGAAAAGGGAUGACAUUUGAGAAUGUGCCUGCUGAUAAAAUAAAACCAUACUUAAAAAAUGUAGAUGAAUUAGAUAGUGAAAACAAUAUAGAAAUUAUGCAGUUAAAUGAAGAGAAUGUUCUGCAGAAUAUAAAAAACAGAUAUAAGAAAAACAAAAUAUAUACCUUUCAUGCUUCUCUUUUAUUAGUUGUUAAUCCAUAUAAAGAAAUAAAAGGGUUGUAUGAUAUAAGUCAGAUGAAUAUAUAUUUAAAAAAACUGACAGACGAUCAUAUAUCAAAUGAAGAGAAUAUGAAAGCUCAUAUAUAUGAUAUUAGUAAUAUGGCUUAUAAGAAUAUGAUCCAAAAAAAAAAGAGGCAAACAAUUGUUGUAUCAGGACAUAGUGGAAGUGGUAAAACAGAGAAUUGUAAAUUUCUUUUUAAGUAUUUUCAUUACAUAUUUUUUCAUAAAAAUGGAGGAGCUCACAAUGACAACAAAAAUAAUAAUAUUAAUAAUAAUAAUAAUAUUAAUAAUAAUUAUUAUUAUCCACGUAGUUCUAAUAACAAUAUAUAUAAUAAUUUUCUUACAAAUAUUAGUGCACCAGUGAAAGAUGAAACAGAUAGCUGUGUUGAGAAAGAAAAUUAUUCUGGUCUUUUAGGAUGUUAUAAAAAGAUUACAGAUAGUAAAAACGAUAAUAUAAAAGAUAUGAUGAAUGGUAGUCACAAAAUUUACAAUGAUAAUCUACAUAAUGAACGAAUUGAUAAACUUAUAUAUAUCAAUAAUAUUAUAGAAUCGAUGAGUAACGCUAGAACUAUAAAGAAUAAUAACAGUAGUAGAUGUGGACGAAUAAAUGAUUUAAUUUUUGAAGAAAGAGAGAAUAAUAGAGGAGAAACGGGUGAAUCACAUAAUAUGUUUAAUUAUUGUUUUAAUAAUAUAAAAAUUGUAAUUCUUUUAUUAGAAAUUAAUAGAUGUAUUCGUCAUAAUAAAGGAGAACGUAAUUUCCAUAUAUUUUAUCAAGUAUUAUAUGGAUUAAGCGAUAAACAAUUAUAUGAUAGGAAUUUAAUAAGGAACAUAAAUCAUUAUCAUAUAUUAAAUUGUGGUAAUGAAGAUGAUAAAGAUAAAUGCACAAAGGAUAUAUCUAUAGAUAAUAACAUUAUUAAUAAUUUUGAAGAAUUAGAAAGAUGCAAAGAUGAAAAAAAUUUUAAAUAUUUAUUAGAUGGAUUAAAUUAUAUAAAAUAUGAUUCACAUAGAAUUAAUGAAUUUUUUGAUGUUAUAGCUGGUAUAUUACAUCUAGGUCAAAUAAUAGAAGAAAAUAUCAAAAAAGAUAAUUGUAAUGAUAAUUUGAUUGAUAUAAAAAAUAAAAAGAAAACUAAUAAUAUAUUAAGUGAUAGCUAUAGAUAUAGUUCAGAAUGUUUGGGUAUAAAUAUAGAGGAUCUUGAGAAUACCAUAAAAUAUAAAAAUAUCAAUGUUUCCUCAGAAUCUAUUAGAACCCAUAGGAACAAAGAGAAUGUGACAUCUACAAUUCAUACGAUAAUAAAAAUAAUAUAUAAAACUUUUUUUAACAGGAUAAUAAAGGAUAUAAAUAUGACUCAUUUAAGUGAUAAAGAAAAAGAAGAAAUAAUGAAUGAACAAAUAUAUAUGUGUAAUCAUAAUAUUAUAUCUAUAUUUGAUAUAUAUGGAUUUGAAGAAUUAUCAUAUAAUGAUUUUGAUCAGUUAUGUAUAAAUCUAGCUAAUGAAAAAUUAAAUAAUUAUUAUAUUAACAAUGAAAUAGAAAGAGAGAAAAUAAUAUAUCAGAAUGAAAAUAUAUUUUGUAAUAAUAUUCAAGUACCUAAUUAUAAGGACACUUUAAUUUUUAUAGAUAAAAUAUUUUCAAAUCUAGAUGACAUAACAAAAUUACAUAAUAGUGGAUAUAAAAAAAGUGAUGACCAUUUUUAUAAUUAUUUGUUGAAUAAUGAAAAGAUAUAUUUAGAUAAAAAUGUGUAUGGCUUUAUAAAUAGUAAAGAUCAAACACAUACAAGUAAAAAACAGAACAUAAAGAAAAAUCAGUUUUUUAUAAACCAUUAUGCUGGACCUAUAACGUAUACGAUAAAUAAUUGGAUAUAUAAAAAUAGUGAUAAGAUAGAGUUGGAGAUAGAAAAUUUGAUAAAAAAUUCGAGCAAUUAUUUUUUAAAUAAUAUAAUAAAUAAUAAAAUGGAUCAGAAUAAUUGUGUUAAUUUUACAAAUCAUCAUACAAGUGAAUGUGAGGAGAAAAAAAUAGAUGCAGAACAGAAGACAUUCAAUAUGAAUAAUAUGCUGAUAGGAAAAAAAAAAAAAAGAGAAAACGUCCUGAAUGAACAUGAAAAUAUAUCAGGUGAUAAAGAUGUAAAUAUAAAACAAGAGGAUGAAAAAAAUGGAAAUUUAUUGUCACAUAAUGAUAAUAGAAAGCAUAUGGAAAUUUCAACAAUGUUAUUCAACAUAAAUUUGGAAGGAACAAAAUUAAGUAUAAACAAAAAUAAAAAUAUAAAUAUAAAUCAUAAUAAUAUAAAUAUAAAUCAUAAUAAUAUAAAUAUAAAUCAUAAUAAUAUAAAUAUAAAUCAUAAUACAUAUAAUAAUAAUACAUAUAAUAACCCCAUUGGUCAUAAUAAUAAAAGGAAUUCUAGAAACGUAUUAAGUGUAAGUAAAAAAUAUAUCAAAGAACUAGACAAUCUAUUCAAUAAUUUGGAUGAAACAGAUAUGUAUUAUAUUAGAUGUAUCUUACCAAACGAUAAAAUGCAGAAAAACUAUUUUAAAAGAUAUUUAGUAUAUGAACAAUUAAAACAAUGUGGAUCUAAUGAAAUGAUAAAAAUAUUGAAUAGUGGUUUGUCUCAUAAAAUAAAAAAAAAUGAAAUAUUAAAAAACCUCCCGAAGACAAUACACAACGAAUUAAAAUAUUGUAAUGACAAUGAUAAAAUAUAUUAUUUUAUGUGUUUUUUUGAUGAAAAGAAGGGUUUCAAGAUAGGAAAUAAUUUUGUCUUUAUGAAAUCAAAUAUAUAUACUCAAAUUAAUUAUUAUAUAUCAAAGUGUUGUAUAUCAUACAAGUGUAGCAAAAAUGAUAAUAAUAAUAACAACAAUAACAACAAUAAUAACAAUAACAACAAUAACAACAAUAACAACAAUAACAACAAUAACAACAAUAGUGGUGAUAUAUUUAAAGAUGUAAAUUUAAAAAAGGACAUAUUGAAGUCCUUACAAAAGAUACGUUUUCAAAGAUGUGUUACAGUAAUAAAAAUAUAUAACUGGAUAAAUAAUUCCUUUAAAAUAUAUAUAGAGAAGAAAAAAAAAAUGAAAAAGAUGGCAUGCAAAUAUAUAUAUAAAAUAUAUUUGAUAUAUAAAACGAUGAUAAGUGUUAAGAAGUCUUUCUCAUAUAAUAUUAGAAGGUUAAACAAAGUUUUUACAAUAAAAGGUUACAUGUUAGCAUAUAAUAAGAUAAAAACUUUAAGAAGGAGAGGAUCGUUCAAAAUAAAUCACACAAAUAAAUUUGGAAAUAACAAGGAGGAUGAAAAAAAAAAAAAAAAAGAAUCCAUUGGUGAUAUGAAUAGAAGUGAAACGAAUAUGCAAGAAUUGAAUAAUAUUGUUGACAAAGGAAAAAAUGAAAAUAUUACAAUGAGAGAUGAAAUAGGAGGAGACAAAAAAGAAGGAAUGGAUAAUAGAAAAAAGGAUGACAUUAAAUGUGACAAUAAAUAUCAUGAUAGUAGUAGUCAUAAUAAUAAUAAUAAUUUUUAUUAUGAUGAUGAAGCAUGUUUGGAGAGAAAAGACUUAGGAUAUGCUGAACCAGAAAUAUUUGUAAGCACUCCUGAUAACUAUCAUUAUAUAUAUAACAAUAUAGACUGGGUUGUAUCAUAUGUAGACAGAUGUAUACAUUUCUAUAAUUUAAUUUAUACAUAUAAAAAGGUAAAUAACAAGUAUGUUUUAGAUUAUAAAAAAAUAGAAAUAAAAAAAUUAUAUGAUAGUGUAGAGGAUGAAACAAAUGUAUGUAAUAAAAAAGAUAACACAGAAUAUAAUACAAGUGCUGAUGUGAUACAUAGUAAGGGAGAUGAUAAUAUAUAUUCUUAUGAUAGUAUGGAUGGUAAAAAAAAAGGAUGUACUUUAAAAAUAAAAGUAUAUGAAGAGGAUACAAAUAAUAGAAAUAAUGAUAAGAACAAACAAUGUCAAUCUGUAAAAGAAUACAGUUAUGUGAAUAACCAGAUGUAUUCUUUUUUAGAGAGCAAAUAUGUUUGUAUAAAUCAACAUGAUUUAUAUAAAAAUAUGUUUGUAGUAAUUGAUGAAUAUUUUAAUAUAAUUGUAUUCACUUAUCCAAAUUUAAAAACGAUUAGAAGGUUUCUUAAGAAAAAAAUAAAAUCUUUAAAAAUACAAAGCGAUGAAAAAAAUGUGCCGACGACAUACUUGCCUCAGUUAUAUAAAAGUAGUAGAUAUGAACAUCCAUUACAAAAUAAAGAUAAGAUGAAUAACACAAAUGACAGUAUGAAUGAUAUUUAUAAGGAACACUACAUAAAUGAAUGCAAAGAGAAAAAUAAUUAUAUUAUUAAGAAAAACCAAAGUGAUGAUGUAGAUGAAUCUUAUACAUCUACCUUUGAUAUAUUUAGUGAUGAAAAUUUAAAUAUAUUUAUGCAUACUUAUAAAAACAUUUACGUGUUGAAUAAUAUGGAGGAUAUUACAUAUAAUGAAAGGAUUGAGAAAAUAAAUUAUGGGUAUAAACAAAAUAAAUCACAAGAUGAUGAAGUAUUUAUGUUGGAUGAAGACAUGAAAGGGAGUUCAUCAAAUAAAAACAAUAUUGAAAAGGAUUACAAAUGUAUAAAUAAAAAAAAAAAAAAAAAAAACUAUUUCAGUUUAUUGAAAGUAAUAGAAAAAACAGAAUAUAUAUUUGAUGAACUUUAUUUAAAUUCAACAUAUAAAAUAUUAAAAAUAUGUUUCUUACCUAGUAGUAUUCAUUAUGUUGUAUAUUUAGCAUAUGUCCUAAUAAAUAAUAAUCAUUAUUUACUUGUAACUAUAGUAAAUUAUUUAAGUAAACCAAUAUACAAAUAUAUGGUACAUAUAUUAAUAAAUAAUAUAGUACAAAAUGAAGAAUUUGUGCAAUUUUUUAUGAAAAGUUAUGAACAAGAAGUUUGUUCAGGUCAUUUAAUGGAAAAGGAAGAAAUUUUGGCUAGCCAGGAAAAAAAAAAUAAAGACAAAUCAAUAAUAAUAACAAAUAUACAACAAGAGGGAGAAAAAAAAAAAAAAAAAAAUAUAUAUAUUAUGUGUGAAGAUAUAUUAAAUAAAUAUUUAAGUACAUUAAAAAUAUCUAUACUUAAUAAUAGUCAUAUAAUAAUCUAUGGAUCUUGUUUAUUAAGUUUAAUAGAAAUAAAAAAUUAUAAUUUAAAUAGUUCAUAUAAUCUUUAUGUUAAAGAAUAUGAAUAUAAAUAUUUAAAACUUAUAUUCAAUUUAUACUGUUUUGAAUAUUUCAGUAAUGUUUAUGAUAUAUAUGUCAACAAAUUAUCUUACGAUUUAAAGCAUCACUUGGUAAAAAAUGAUUUAUUUAAAAAGGAAAGAAAAAAUAGCAAUUUGGUUUACCUGAACAAGUCAGGCGAAAAUUGUGAUGAAAAUGGAGAUAUAUCGAAAGGGGAAAAUAAAUAUAUGCAGGAUAAAUAUGAAAAUGCACACAUAUAUAAAAAUAAUAAUAAUAAUAAUAAUUAUUAUUAUUAUAAUAAUUAUAAUAAUUGGAUGCAUACAUAUGAAGAGACCAUAAAUAAGUCCAAUAAGAAUGACAACAAUUUUGAGGAAGAAUAUACAUUUUAUAUUUUUUCUUUGUUUAAUGAUAUAUAUAUGUUGACAAAUAGUAAAUAUAAAAAAAUGAGCAACAUAGAAAAAAUUAAUGAUAUAAAUGGUGGAGAUUAUCAAAAUGGUGGUGAUGCCAAAAAAUUGUUGGAUGUUCUCUUUAAUUAUAAUGAAUGGAAAAUAAUAAAAUUAAAAAAUGAGAGUAUGGAUGAGCGUAAGAAAAUUUGCACAUUUCAAGGUGUUAUGAAUAUGAAUAUAAAUUAUUAUUAUAAUAAAAAUUAUUACAAGAGUAAUAUAUCAUUAGGUUCAUGUAUUCAAUCAACGAUUCAAAGAUAUACUAUAUUUAAUGAGGACAAAGGAAAGGGAGGUGUUAUUAAAAUGAAUUACCAAGGGUCUAUAUUUCCUGAUGUGUAUAUAUUAAGGGAGAUAAAAUAUGUAGAACAAGGACAAAAGAGGAAACAAGAAUAUUAUUACAACUUUAAAAAGGAAAAAUUGUUUACAUUGUAUGACGAAGGUGGUUAUGACACAACUGACAUGAGUGAGAGAAAUAUAGAGUCAUACAACAUCUUGUCGUGUACCCCAUUAAAUCAUUUAGAUACCAUAUUAUUAUUAAUGAAGAAUACAGACGAGAAUAAUUCCUAUGCUCUCCAAGUGAUGAACAUCGUCAACAAAAAAAAAAAAAUUCUUCCUAUCACAGAAUGA